AUGGAAAAGCUAGCGUUUUCACUGGUAACAGCAACAAGAAAGCUCAUACCUUAUUUCCAAGCUCAUGUAAUCAACGUCCUGAUAGAUCACCCAUUAAAGAAAGUUAGGAAUCAAAAAUCAUUACUCCUCGCCCGCCCACCCACACAGGCCAACGGAAAAGUUGAAGUUGCAAACCGAUCCUUGCUAAAGAUCAUCAAAACUCGGCUUGAGGGGGCAAAAGGGAUAUGGCCAGAUGAAUUGCCUAGUGUCCUUUGGACAUAUAGGACGACUGUAAGGACUCCUACUGGUGAGAUUCCCUUUAAACUAGCGUAUAGAAGUGAUGCAGUGAUACCAGCGAAGGUUGGAUUAACUAGCCAUAGGGUAGCCCAUUAUAAGGAGGAGGAAAAUGCAAAACAUCUCCGUCUAAACCUUGAUCUCAUUGAUGAGGUUAGAAUGGACGUAGAGCAGAGGGUGGUGUGUUAUAAGAACCUGAUGACUAAGUACCAUGAUGCGUUGGUAAAGCCAAGACAGUUCAAUAUUGGGGACCUAAUCCUAAAAAGGGUAUCCUUAGCCAUUAAGGACCUUGCUCAUGGAAAGUUCUGA
This is a messenger RNA of Quercus robur (English oak), 582 nucleotides long. RefSeq lists its product as uncharacterized. The transcript has 2 exons. Lineage: Eukaryota; Viridiplantae; Streptophyta; Magnoliopsida; Fagales; Fagaceae. The record is from RefSeq and is a predicted model, not a curated record. Gene Ontology annotation, molecular function: nucleic acid binding. The coding region runs from base 1 to 582 and encodes 193 amino acids.